AAUGAGGAAGCCACGUUAUUUGUAAACAAAAAAAAAAAAAAAGACAGAAAAAUACGGAACUGUAAAGUUGAACUUUUGAACCGAUUAGAACUUUUUCAAUCUGCUUGGACCGGUGAUAUCUUAUCAACGAAUACUAGAGACCCAAAUAAUCACCGGAGAUAUAGCGUACUGUAGCAAUCCAACGAAAAAUACUGGUAAUUGCCAAUUGGUAAGUAGUAAGGUAAAAUACAAAUUUAUUUUUAAAAUAUAUAUAUUUUUUAAACAUUUGAAUUGACUUUGCUUAUUCACAUAUUAUUACGUAUAUAAUAGUGUAAAUGGACGCUAUUUCUAUUAUUAUUGUUGUUAAUCAUUGAAAUUUUAUAUUAUCUAGACAAAAAAUACUAACUAUAAAUAAACAUUGAUUUACAUUGUCAUUAGUCUCAUUGGACUCAUACUCAACUCAUUCAUUCAUUUCAAAUGAGCCACAAUUACAAUUGACAAUUAUGAUUUUCAAAUUGUCAACUGACUAAUUAAAAAAAAACAAUACUUAAUCAGUUAUAGUUAUUUAAGUUAUAGCCAUGAAUAACAAGAUUGUAAGUCAAGUGUAAUAUUUUGAUCUCCUAAAAUUUAAGACUUAGAACUUUUGUUUUGGAUCUAAAAGACAAUAUAUUAAUAUAUAAUAUUUGACUUAUACUACUUAUAAAAUCCUUUCAAUGAUGAAAGAAGAUGAUUAUUUAUUUUCAAAAAAAAAAAAAUAAAACAAAAAUAAUUGCUUUGAACUUAGUAAGCUAUAUUGUAUUCUAUAUCAGAAAUUAACACAAUUUGUUUAUUAGACUAGGCUGACUAGGCAAGUACUGGAAUAAUAAUAGGUAUGGACCAUCUAAAUCAAUGAUUAAUUUGAGUAGAUUAACUCUUUUAACUUUUGUUAAAAUUGGGAAAGCUAUAGCUAUAGACUAAUUAAUUUAAUAAUGCAAAAAUACGAUCAGGCGAAAGUAAUACUACUAACUAAAUAAGGAAUUCCUAAAUUAAAAUAGACCUAAAAUGAAUGUAUAAGUAAAACGCCUACCCUACCUCUUACCAUACUCUAUAGGGCAAAGUGGCCUGUUAAUUUCUUAUAUCUAUCUUUUACUCUUAGACUAAGGCCUUCUAAUAAAAACCAUGCCCAUACUGAUAAUAAUAUACUGUGAUUUAGUGAUGACUCUAUCUAUAUUAAUAUUAUAUUUUGGUAUAAGAGAUACUAAACUAAAAGAUCUUGGCAUAGACAGAUAGACUCUGACUCUAUGGCACAGGAAUAAGUUUAAGUAAAAUUAGUAGGCAUUUUAUGGCAUUCAACUUUAGACAUUUUUUUUUCUAAUUAAAAAAAAAAAUAUUCUUGCUGUUAAAGAUCAAUGAAUGUGACUGAAAUAGGCCUAUAUAGUAUUUAUACAUUUAUAUGUUCUUUAAUGUGCCUAUUCAUAGUUGUGAUAUGAUAUCAACAAAGUUUAAUUAGGCCUUGCUCUCCAAACAAAGAUUGUUACAUUUGUUUAGCCCCAGGUUGAUAAUUAAGCAUAAAUGCCUACCUCCAUUAUGGAGGUAUACAAUUAAAUAAUUCUCAGACAUAAGCCAGUAGUUUAGUUCUGUUUACACUGUUUUCACAUCACUGGCAAACCCUUUUUAGACAUUUCAGGGCACUUUAGUCACUUAUAUAAUCUUAGAUAUCUGAAGGUACGAGAGAUAAACUCUUGGAACCUAGAAGUAUUUUAUUUACAGUCUUUGUAUGACAUUUAGAAAUGCAUUGUGUUUGCCCUUUUCUUCCCUCAAAGCUAUUAUCAAAUUAUCUGUAAUUUUAAUUAACCUAUAUUUCAAUCAUUUUUAUGCCAGUUAAAUUUUUAGAGUUAUAGUGAUCUAGAAAAUGAGACUAGCGGGCUGUGACAACUAAAUAAUGCCUAGUGUGUUUUGUUUUAAUUUCUGUAAGAAGACAAGUCUUAUAAUUUUUAGCUUUGUUAUUACAGACUUUUAUUGAUUUUUAGUAUGCAUCAUAAGUUUAUUUAUAAGCUUAUUUGUUUUUCUGUAAAUUUUGUGAAUACCAUUAUUAAACCAAAAGAAAUAAAUUAAAUUGAGCAACAGCAGAUUGUCCCAUAUUAUUGGGGCAGGUGUGUUUUUGUAACUGAUAUCGUCCUGUUCAACUGAUUUAUUAAUAAUAGCUACAGAACUAGCAAUGUCGAGCAGUGACACGCAAUAACCAGUUUCAAAAAGGGAUUGCCACUGAAACCAUUUAGAGACCAAAAGAAAUAAUUUUAAAUAAAUAUUUUGCUUCAUUGCAGGACUCAAUUUGGAGGUCUGCCACACGGAGGAAAAGUUAAAAGGACGGCAGCUGUUCACCACAGUUAAUAUAUAUUGUGCUCUCUGCAGAAAGAAAAUAUUUAAGGGACAGAGUUUUACAAUAUAAAAUCUAUUGUAAGUUACUGACACAUUUUCGCUGAGGACAUCUGAUCAUACAUACAGUAUCUUAUACUUCACUAGGACCUGAAAGAAGAAAAAAAUGUCUCAUGGGACCGUAAUCUCACAGCAGCCUAGGUCUGAUGACAAGGGGAGACAAGACAUGCAAAUGAAUCCCUACCCUGUUGUUGUACAGCCAGGCAUGCAGGCACAGCAAGGUAUAUAAACACAUAUUGUUAUUGUAAAUCUUGGGGAGAUAAUUUGAGAUUUCCCAUAAUUAUAAGUCUUAUUAUCCUGUGAGUUUAGGGCAGGUAACAGUAAAGAAAGGAAAUGUUUAUCUAUAUUUUAAAUGUUAACCCUAAUUUAUUAAAGUAAUCUUACAUUUAACUCUUUUAAGAAUAUCCCUCUUAAAUUUAAAAAAAAAAAUAGUUACUUCGGGUUUCAUGUACGACUUUUCAACAAUGAAAACACUUCAUUUUUCAAGUUGGAUCUAAGUUUUCUCUGGAGUGCAAAUUUAUAUUUAGAAUGUGUACGUUUAUUUUCCCAUUAAAGUAUACCCUAAAUAAAUCAGGAAAUAAACUCAUUACCCAAGUAUGUUUUUUUUUAUAAGCUUGACUUGCAGUUACCUAUCAACAAAUCAGGAAAUAAACCCCUUUUUUUUCAAGGCAUCCCUUGUCUAGCACGUAUUUGUGGAGAUUCACAUGAAAUUAAUCAUUGGGGCACAUAAAUUUCUCAUACUCACUCUGAUAUUUGACCGUUACGUCGUGUCAUUCUCUGAUUUUUAAGACCCAACCUUAUAAAUUUGGAGCAUCUAAGCCUUUACAUAUUUGAACCAAUAGUACCUCUCUGCAGUUGUAGGUUGAUUUUAUUAGUUAUUUUGGGUAAACAGAUGAUUCUAGUUUUUAUCAGGCUUACACUUGACUCAAGUUAUAUUAGGUAUACACUUGAUUAUAGUUAUAUUAGGUAUACACUUGAGUCUAGUUAUAUUAGGUAUACACUUGAUUCUAAUUAUAUUAGGUCAAUUAGGUAUACACUGGAUUCUAUGCAUAACAUAUAUACAGUCGAUUUUAGUUAUAUUAUGUGUAAGGUGUACAAUCGAUUCUAGUUAUAUUUGUAAAUAAAUUUAGUUUUAUAAGAUAAAAGAUAAACCACUGAUCCUGGUUAAACGCAUGUUGUAUAAAAACUGGAGAGAAGAAAUAAUCUGCGUGCAGUUAUCAAGGUAGCUGAACCUUCUUUAUUUUAAUUUUUUUCCCUCAAGGGUUGGGGGGGUUGUUGUAAAAUGUUCUAACAAAACCAUUUACUUUUCCAAUUUUCCAAGCUAUUAACCUCUGGUUUAAAAAUAGACGGGUUGGAAUUGAAUCUUGUAGGCUACUUUCCAUUUUUUAUUUUUUAUUUAUUUCUUGAUGAAUCUGCCAUUCAGGGUGACACACCAAAAUAAAAUACUGUAGCUGUGGUAAUCUUGUUUAAGUUCUGUUGUCUUUUUUUUUUCUUUCUUAUUAAUUAACACUUUGGUUACAAAAUUGUUUUUUUUUUUUACUGAUUUUUUUAAAUUUUUAAAUGAUUCUAUGUGUUAUCUGCUCUAUUGUCACCUCUUUUAAAAGUGGGCAAUAUCUUAUUUAAAAAAAAGAAACAACUGUACUGAGAGCCCCAAGUCAUUGUAAGGCUAGUUUCACAAAUCCGAGAGUCCCAAGUCUUUGUAGGGCUUGUCUCACAAAUCUGAGAGGUCCCAGUCUUUGUAGGGCUUGUCUCACAAAUCUGAGAGGCCCCAGUCUUUGUAGGGCUUGUCUCACAAAUCUCAGAGGCCCAAGUCAUUGUAAGGCUUGUCUCACAAAUCAUGUUAUCAAGCUAAUAAAUGGGGAAUAGAAAAUCAGUGGCAACUCUGUGGUAAACCAGUUAUAAAGAAGAAAAAAAAUCAGUGGCAAGUCCAACACUAGUGAUAGCACUGGUGAGCCAGUAGUGACAUUUAAUUAUUGGGGGCUGUAGAUCUCUAAAGGUAAACAUAUGUUUUCUUGUUUUUCAAAUAUGACUUACAAAAAUGGUGUUGCUUGCCCAGGAGUCUCAAACUUGGGGGUCCACAGGAUCCGGCACUUCAAACUUUCUUCUUUGUCCUUCAGAGGCAUUGGGGUAACAAUGCAAUGUUAAUAAGACACAGCUCUUAGUUUUGAAACAGGUUUGUUUGUUAGUAAUUAUCUUCUUGUGUCCAAUCCUGUAUUGUCAGACCCCUUCUUUACUCAAUUUUAUAUUAGGAGGUGAAUAGAGUCUGUGGGCCUAUUUUAAGAUUAUGUUUUACAUAGAGAUCUUUGUUCGAAAUUCUCAUUGGGAGAAGUGCCCAGUGCAGAAGCUUAUAGUAAGAAUCGUUACCUCGGUCUUUAGAUGGUCCAUUGUCACUGUUCUUAAAUCAAUGUUCAGAAUUUGUGUAGUACCCCUGGCUUCUGCGGACCACCGACUGUCCAUGGUGCUGAGAAGGCUAUUAACCACUGAAUCAUUACAAUUAACAGUGGUUAAAGAGCUGUUGAGUUCUGUGGGUUUACAAAUAUGAGUCCAUUGUUUUAUACAUUUUAACAACCCUGCUUUCACAUCGCUUUUCCUACAGUUUAAUAAACUAUUUGUUGUGGUGUUUAUGCAUUACCAGGAAUAUCGCUUCCCAGCGCCUUUCAAUUCUACAUGUGCCACCUGGAAGUGUCCAGUAAAAAUUAUUGUGGCUAGUUGAGAAGGACACUCAUCUAUACUCAUCUAUAUUUUCAUCAUAAGACACACCAGCCUCAUUGAUUAAAGUUUUGCCACACACCUUUUAUUUCUAUUAUUUUAAAUGUAUUUGUGAUGUGCAGCUUCCAAGUGAAUUAAUAUUAUAUUAAAAGACUAGGGUUAUUUUUAUUUGAAUGUAAUAUUUAGGUAAAAUGCCAUGAACACAAUUUUGUCCCCUUUGUGUUUAAGUAAUUUGAACCUUGUUGACACAACAGUGUGUUAGGACACAUCAAUUGAAAAAUUGUACACAUGCCAAAAGUUUGGGAAACCCUGAGAUGAAUACAAUUAAUCUUGUAUGUUUUACCCUAUUUUUGUCCAUGGGAUAAGGGUGGAUACCACACCUUCAUGGGAUAAGGGUGGAUACCACACCUUCACAGAUUUUUUUUUUUUUUUUUUUCUCCUCUCCAUAUUAGUGAAGAAAUUUUGUUGGUUUUUUUCAACAUUUUCUUUCCACAAUUUUUGAAUGCCUGUUCAGUUGCAAUGAUUAAAGUGUGCACAAAUGCUGUUCAGGGUGCAGCUAGAAUGUGUUCAUCCCUCUUGCACAAAUCCUAUUAGCAGUUCCCCCUCUACCACUGCACUUGGCCUACUUUCAACAAAAGAUUGAUCCAAUGUUUGGUCUGACAGAGCUAACACAUAAAUUUCUCAUAUUCAGGAGCUGGGAUAUGUAUUUCUCUGUUUGCAAGUAUCUCCCCACCCUGUCAGGCCCCCCUCCCCAUGAUUUAGUGGACUGAUUGCUUGUCUUGCCCCAGGUUAUGGAAUCUGGACUCUAUAGUGCAUGGUUGAUGGGGGAGGGGGCUGCUCUAUUUUAACAAGGCUAAUUUAGAGCAACAAAAGAAAAAAGAAAAUGAAAGUUCCAUGAGUGAAGCUAUUUAUGAAGAUGUUUUGGGCAUGUGAAACAAAAACAUGUUUCAAACUGAGGACUCUCAUAGUAUUUUUCCACUGAGGUGUAACCAUUUUUACUUUUAUAGCUCUUAUUGAAAUUUUUUUUUUUUUUUUUUUUUUUUUUUUUCAAUUAUCAUUUUUUUAAAGAAAAAGGGAUGUAGGUCUAUGUGGUUAUAGUUUUACAGGAACAUCUGCUUACUCACUAUCUUUUUUAUUCUGAACACAAUCCAUUAUAAACCCAAAUAAUAAUUUAAUUAAUUUAUAUAGUUUGCUGUUUUACUUUAAAAAGCAGGAUUAAUUUUGUGUUCUUUCUAGUACCGGUAUGAUUAAAAUUAUUACAGCCGCUUUCACUUUGGCUUAAAAAUCGAACACCUUUCUCCUGUCAAAAGUGUGAUUUUUAAAUAUAGUAUAGUUUACUUUUAUUUUAUUUAUUUUUUUAUUUAAACAUAAACUUGUUAUAUAUUUGAAUAUACCCAGGAUUGCCUCCUGUAAGAUGAUUAAUCAUGUUAAAAGCCUUUACCUGACACCCUUUAUUUUUUCUUAUUCUUAUGUCUUGUUAAGGCAUGAUGAUGGGCCCCCCACCCAAUGUUGUCAUCCCUUACGGCCUACCACCAAGCAUGGCCUACCUGCAGAACUUGGAUGAGAUCAAAGUCCACCAGAUACUGGAGCUGGCCGAAGGUGGGCUCAUUUUUAAACAUUGUAUUCAAUUAACAUUGUAUUCAACUCAAUGAUGCUGCUAUAGCUAUAACACAAUACAGAAAUACCUUGCUGCUUCGCAUUUAGUUUCACGUCCUCACUCCUUCACAGGUUUUCUCCUUGUAUAGUUUGUGGCAUACAUGAUUUUAUGUAUUUAUUGUUUUAAUUACUUUUGCGGUAAAAUAAGCAUUUUCAAGUUUAAAAAAUUGAAAAAAAUAUAAAUAUAACUUAAAUUAAAACUUUUUAGAAGAAUAUUAAAUCCAAAUAAAACACGCAGCAUAAGAGAAUAGAAAGUGUUUAUUAGUGUUGGCAAGAUUAAUAAAAUUGUGGGGAAGGUUGAUAAGAGUGUGUGAAGGGUUUAAAAUGUGUAUAAAUCCUACUAUGGUUUUUCUCUUGUAUUCAUUCAUAACAAGCGGUGCCUUGAAAAUCGUUUUAAAAGGUGCCUGCAGUUUUUCUCUAUACGUUUGUGGUCCAAGUAUGGAAACUUGAUUGGAAGCAUCUAUCACUUAUUAGCCAUUAAUUAAAGGUAGAGCAAAAAGCAUUUGGCAUUGCAAAAAAAAAAAUAUCUAUACAUCUAUAUAUAUAUAAAGGUGAAUGUUUGUUUGUGGCGGGCGGUGUUUGUUCCACAAAGGCUUUUACAUGGAUUGAUGGAUCUUGACCAAACUUGGAACAUAUAUCUAUCUUUAUCCGGAAGGAACUCUUAGGGGGUUAUGAACUUUUUAUAACAUUCAGUUUGGGGCCGGGGGCCCCGAAUUCGUUUUUUCCAUAUAUGCGCUAUAUUAAUAAAAUUAACAACAAAUACUCCUGCAUGAAUGGAUGGAUCUCGACCAAACUUAGUACACAUAUACUUGAUUAUCCAUAUUCAAAUACCGAAGGGUACUGAAAUCAUAAUAUCCAUCCCUCUGGGGCCGGGGGUUCCCGUUUCAUUUUUUCUUAUAUAAGCUAUAUAAAUAUUAAUAAGCUUAGUACUCCUACAUGAAUGGAUGUAUCUUGACCAAACUUAGUACACAUAUACCUGAUUAUCCAUAUUCAAAUACCCAAGGGUACUGAAAUCAUAAUAUCAAUUCUUCGGGGGCCGGGUGCCCCAUUUUACUUUUCCUUAUUUAAGCUUUAUAAAUAUCAAAAGGCUUAAACAACACAUUAGAUUCUAUUUGAAUUGAUGGAUCUAUGCCUAGCUUAGUAGCAAUACAGCAAUACCCUUCACUGUCUGUAUUGAAAUAUCGGUGGAUUUAAAACAUAUAAUAUCCAAUCAAGAAUUUUCCAGAAAGUUCCAUAAUUUUAAAAAGCAAUGUAUAUGGGAUUUUUAAACCGAUUUCAAUGGGACAAAUUUUAAAUUUUAACGUUAUUAUUUAUCAGAAUGAUUUUUAUAGGGCUCCCUAUCUCAGGCAUAACUAAAUCUGUACAGUUAUGGAAUGGGCCCCCAGGGGCCCCUUGAUUAAAUUAAAAGAAAAAGGAUUAUAAUUAUGUUAUUUGUUAAGGAUUUUUAUGAUAUUCAAAAAAUAUUUAGAAAAGUAGUUUUUACACAUGUUUCGAGCAGGUUAUUAAAUUUAAUCUAGAAUAUUCCAGAAAGUUAAAAAUUGUUACAAGGGAAUGAAUAUCUAGUGGGAUCUAAGGGAUUAUUGAAAUGUUAGUUAAUUCUCUUCAUUUCUAUACUGCCUUGGAGUUAACUGUUCUCUCAGUACCACUGAAGAAUUUUUUGAUGCGGGAUCCCAUCAUAAUCUUUAUCCCAACGGGAUUAGGAUCCCUCGGGAUCCUAACCUUGAAUGGAUCCACCGGGAUCAGGAUCACAACGGGAAAUGGGACUGCGCCGGGAUUGGUGUCAGAAUGGGAUUAGGGUUCCAAUGGGAUCGGGGUCACACCAGGAUGGGGUCUAAUGCAAUCCCGUGCAACGCCAGGUAUAUUGGCUAGUGUGUGUAUAUAUAUAUAUAUAUAUAUAUAUAUAUAUAUAUAUAUAUAUAUAUAUAUAUAUAUAUAAGACACACGCUUGUUCUAUAUAUAUUAUAUAUAUAUAUAUAUAUAUAUUGAAGUCACACGCUUGUGCUAAAUAGAUGUGGAAUGAGGAUGGAUAAAAAGUCACACAAGAGAAAAUUACCCUAAUCCAGUAGCUGACAACCUGUGGCUCUUUGUCAUGUAGCUCUUAAGACACUGCUAGUUACAAGAUCAAAAGUUAAUUUUUGGCUAUUUUUAUUCUUCGUCAUGUGUUUCUUGGAUACCACUGCUAGUUCCUAUUUUAAAACUUAAUAUUUGGCUCUUUACCCUGAACAGGCUCCCGAUCCUUAGCGUAGUCAAUCACUGAAAUAGGUCAAGUAUCAAAUAUCAAAUAGUCGGAGAAAUUAAUGCAUCUUUUGCCUGAGAACCUGCACUCCACCAGAGCAAACAGUGGGGUAUGAUCCAAGACAUACUCAGGAGAGGACACUGAACCAUCCCUCGGAAGGCAUCAAGAGAUAGAGGCCCUUGAGUAGCUGUUGGUUGCUGAUUGCUCUCACAUAAAUUGUUUUAGGAAUGGUAGGCCAAAACUAAUAAUUGACAUUUUCAUUUUAUUUCAUUUUUUUUUUUAAACUGAUAACUUAAUGAUUGUUUUUUUUUGUUGUUGUUGUUGUUGUUGACAGUGCUUAUUGGUUGGGAAAGGAACAACAAAUACAACAUCUGCAAUGGCCAGGACCAGAAGUUCAUGUAUGCCAAAGAAGGUAGGCAAGGGCUGUAAUUUAACUUGUGCUGAGUUAUCUCCCUUUUUGUACAGCUCCCUGUUGAAUAGUACUAUAAGUUGUUACAUUAUCAUUCUGUAGUAGAUAAUGUACAAUACUGUGAGUAUAAGAUCUCUAUAAGUCAGUCAGAAAAUUGUUUGGAUAGUAAAAUUGUUUAACACAAUGAGUCUUAAACAAGAGCUGGCUACAUGUUUUUAUCCUUUCUCUGACCAAAAAAAAACACACAAAAAAAUAAUCGACUGUGUUAAGUAACUGUCUUACCUUCUCUGAGACACUAACUUACCUUUCCUACGACGCCAUCUUGCCUCAGACACCAACUCAUCUUGUUUCAGACACUGACUGCUGUACACGUCAGUUUUGUGGUGUCAUGCGGCCAUUCGUUAUGAACGUCACAGACAACUAUGAGACCCCGCUCAUGACGCUGUACAGGCCCUUCCGCUGUCAGGCUUCUAUCUUCUGGUGCUGCUGCCUCCAGGAAAUGGAGAUCCAGUCACCCCCUGGGGUUCUGCAAGGCAGGGUUAAAGAAAUGUGAGUUAAAAACUAAUUUGUUGGUGCUGUUUAUCAUUUUUUGUCUUUUGUUUAUGUGUUACUAGCUAAAUUGAUUGACAGAGAUUUUUCCCUUUUUUAAAAAAAAAAUCCAUCGCUGAUUUUGUACCCAAUUUAUAAUUUAAAAAAUAAUUUGUUAGAUAUUUUGUUAGAUAUAUUUGAAUUCAAAAUUGUUUUUCUUUAUGUGCUGUAACAGAAGAAAAUAAGAACUCAAUUUGUAUUACCCUAAGAUGAGAUAUCCCUUGCCUGUAUGUUUCCUGUUUGAUUCACAUGAUGUCUGCUUAGGCUAUAUGGGGAGAGAAAGAUUUGACAGGGUGUAAAGCCAACCAGAAAUUGUAUAGAGUGUAGGCUAUAUCAGGAUCCCAUGCUGGUAGUGGAAAUUAAGGGCUGGCUGCGCUAGGCUGGACACUUAGAGAGAAUGCCAAAUGACAGAGGAUUGAAGAGGGUGCACCACCAAAACCCCAGAAGAAUAGGUCUCAGAGGCAGACCUAGGCUUAGAUGGAUGGAUAAUGUGGGAAAAAAUCUACAGCAGCUGGGAAUCUGUUAGGUCUGAGUGGAAGGAAGGGGGUGGAUGUAAGGGGAAUCUGUUAGGUCUGAGUGGAAGGAAGGGGAUGGAUGUAAGGGGAAUCUGUUAGGUCUGAGUGGAAGGAAGGGGAUGGAUGUAAGGGGAAUCUGUUAGGUCUGAGUGGAAGGAAGGGGAUGGAUGUAAGGGGAAUCUGUUAGGUCUGAGUGGAAGGAAGGGGAUGGAUGUAAGGGGAAUCUGUUAGGUCUGAGUGGAAGGAAGGGGAUGGAUGUAAGGGGAAUCUGUUAGGUCUGAGUGGAAGGAAGGGGACGGAUGUAAGGGGAAUCUGUUAGGUCUGAGUGGAAGGAAGGGGAUGGAUGUAAGGGGAAUCUGUUAGGUCUGAGUGGAAGGAAGGGGACGGAUGUAAGGGGAAUCUGUUAGGUCUGAGUGGAAGGAAGGGGAUGGAUGUAAGGGGAAUCUGUUAGGUCUGAGUGGAAGGAAGGGGACGGAUGUAAGGGGAAUCUGUUAGGUCUGAGUGGAAGGAAGGGGAUGGAUGUAAGGGGAAUCUGUUAGGUCUGAGUGGAAGGAAGGGGACGGAUGUAAGGGGAAUCUGUUAGGUCUGAGUGGAAGGAAGGGGAUGGAUGUAAGGGGAAUCUGUUAGGUCUGAGUGGAAGGAAGGGGACGGAUGUAAGGGGAAUCUGUUAGGUCUGAGUGGAAGGAAGGGGAUGGAUGUAAGGGGAAUCUGUUAGGUCUGAGUGGAAGGAAGGGGAUGGAUGUAAGGGGGAUCUGUUAGGUCUGAGUGGAAGGAAGGGGACGGAUGUAAGGGGAAUCUGUUAGGUCUGAGUGGAAGGAAGGGGACGGAUGUAAAGGGAAUCUGUUAGGUCUGAGUGGAAGGAAAGGGAUGGAUGUAAUGCCACUACUGGCAAGAUGUUUCAAUUUUUGGGGGUAAAAAUACUUUUUUUUAAAUGAAUGUGCACAAUGUCAUAUAGCUUCAACUUCUUCAAGACCAACAUUUCUCAGGGCUCUCUACGUCUUAGGAGGCUGAAAGUUGAUACACAUUUUAUUGUGGUGAAAUUUGUUAAUCUUUGGAAACUUUGUGGAACCACAAUCGACCUAUUUAAUGGUGUCUUUUCAAACAUGUUUCAUUGGGAAAAAAAUUGUGAGUGUGUAGUUGUCAUAUUUUAUUAAUUUAAAAAAAAACCCUCAUAUUAAUUAAAUGUUGUAAAAUAUCUUCUAUCCCCCCCCCCCUCUCUCUCUGUCUCUUUACAAAAUGUUCUUACUUAGGUUGAAAGUAUGAAAGAGGUUUUUAUUGUGGUGAAAUUUUUUAAUCUUUGGAAACUUUGUGGAACCACAAUCGACCUAUUUAAUGGUGUUUUUUCAAACAUGUUUCAUUGGGAAAAAAAUUGUGAGUGUGUAGUUGUCAUAUUUUAUUAAUUUAAAAAAAAAAACCCUCAUAUUAAUUAAAUGUUGUAAAAUAUCUUCUAUCCCCCCCCCCCUCUCUCUCUGUCUCUUUACAAAAUGUUCUUACUUAGGUUGAAAGUAUGAAAGAGGUGAAAAUCAAAGGUGGUCUCCACAACCCCAGUGCCCCUUCUUUCUGGUUUUCCCUUGUCAUUAUGAGCAAGCAAAGUACACAACCAGUUGAGAUAGUAUCCUACAAAACUUGACACUUGAAAUACAGGACAUUCCUGUGGUUUUUAACCAGGUCUUACAUUUUUUUUAAUGCCUCUUACAACAGUUAUUUAUUUCAUUUACUGAUUCAAGGAACUUAAUUUCACAUCAUAUUCUCACCCCCCUCCCUUUUUUAUCCCCCCCCCCCCUUUUGCCUUUUAAAAAUAAUAUUCUUUCAUUUCUUCUCCCUCACCCCCCCCCCCCCACACACACACAUACAUGCACACACUUUUAAAAAUAAGUUUCUUCUCUUCCUUCCUUCUCCCCCACCCCUAAAUCUAGUGCAACUUUUUGUACCUAAUAACUUGAAAGAUUAUAUACUCAUGUCCAUAUCAUUUGCACUUGUUGACUUGAAGAUAAGAUGUUGUUUUUUUUUAUUUUAAAUAUUUCAUCUCACCUGUGAGUUGUAAAACUGCCAAAAGAAGUGGCUUAAUUAGUUGAUAUUUUAAUCUGUUUAUAAAUUCCCCUCAGUAAUCUAAAGUAAACUUACGACACCAUGAAAGGCAUACCUUUCAGAGGCUUGGUUGCUAGCUGGGUCAGUGGACAUAGUGGGAAAUAGUUCAGAUGAGAUCAGCAUUUGCCAGUAAAGAUGCCACCUUAAGGAACAGCUCCUUCACUCAAUAAUACAACAGGCACAAUACUGCACCAGCAGAAUACUGUGCUGCCACACCACAAUGCACCACCACAGGAUACUGUGCUGCCACACCAUACUGCACCACCACAGAAUACUGUGCUGACACACCAUACUGCACUUUAAAAUAUAGGCCCACAUUUCAGUGUCUGCAUUCAUAUUGAGCUUCUUAGACAUGGUGUAACAUAAGAGUCUUAUGUAAAUAGUCAAACAUUUGUAUUUUACUCAACAGUUAUUUUAGACCUGUGCUUUUUAAACAUUUUAUAGUGUAAGGGAUCAGAAAUAAUUUUCCAUUUUGCAGAAGUUGGUGUUGCCCAAGUUAUUAGACAAUGCCCCGCAUCAAUUAUCUUAGUCUUAAAUUUUCAUCAGUUCCUGACCAGUGUCUGAGAAUCUGUGGUCAGGUGCCAAUCUCUGAGUAGCAGUGGGGCUAGAAAAAAAAAAUGUUCCUCAGUUGAAAUCCUCUAAACCCUGUCAAUAUAGCGUAUUUCAUUAUGUUGGACGCAUGGGUCAAAUGCAAUCUAGCCAAGUUUGUUUAACCAUUAGAGCAUGAACUACAAUAAAUAUCCUAUGAAAUCAUAUUUUUUAUACAAGAUAAAAAUUCCUGACCCUAGCCAUCCGCACUUUUACAGUGCUGAGAUAACUCCUUCAUGUAAUAUGCCGCAAGUGCUUUGCCCUAGUUUUUCUUUGAAACACAGUUUUUGUUUUUUUUUGUUUUUUCUUUUCAUUGAGGCCCACUUCGGGGCCUCGUGUCUGAAUUUGAAGAUGUUUGGAAUACCUACCAUCUUCUUCUACAUAUUAAGGGCCCACGAUCAAUUUAUAGAUCAUUUUGGCUCCUAUGCAUGUAGAGGGGAUUUGCAAUGUCUCUGUGCCUGGUGUUGAUGAGGACAUUUCACUGAUUUCCAGUGCCACUUUGUGAGGGAAUCAUGCACUGGGGGUUUGAAGGCUUGAGGCAAUAAACACAAAUAAGUAUAGUGUUGUGGCCUCAACUGUUCCUUUUGAAAGCUUGUUCCAGUCCCUGAUUGUCUUGGGCAGGAAUGAGCAGUUCCUAUACUGGCUUCUUGCUGGUAUGAGCCGGAAUUGCCUGUCAUGGCUUCGUCACUGUCAAUGGGGGAGAGGGACGAGUUUCUGUUUAAUACUGGAACAGUGUACCAGCCCAUUAUUUAUCUUGUACAUAAUGGAGAGCCUGGAUUGUCGUCGUCGUUCUUCCAAUGGUGACCAGCCUAGUGUUUCCAGCAUGCUGCCAACACUAGAGGUAUUCCUAAAGCGGUUCAGGACAAAGCGUGCUGCCCGUCGCUGGACCGCCUCCAACCUGUCAAUGCUCUUCUGGAUAAAUGGGUCCCAGACUGAAGAUGCAUAAUCUAAAACCGGAUGGACAAAGGCUUUAUAUGCUCUUUCUUUCACGCAGGACUUGCCAAUCUUUAGAUUACGCCUUAAGAAUCCCAGGGUCUUAUUUGCUUGGUUACAUACAUUGUUAAUAUGCUUGUCCCAGCAGACCUCUCUUUGAAUGGUAACACCCAGGUACUUUACGGAGUAAAAUUCAUUCAUCAUAAUUGAGUAUUCAUUCAAAUGCUUUUUGGAUAAAAAUCAUUAUCUGUGAGUUGGGUUUGCAAACAAUAAUACAAAGAAUAAUACAAUGACACAAUAACAUUGACUGUAAUCAAAGCUCUAUACACUGACCUAUUCUGACAAAUAAUUCUUUUUUUUUUGCCCUACAGUUUUUAUUUUUUGAAAAGUCUGUGAGGGAGUUCCUGAAAAAUAAUCUUAGGAAAUGUGAAUUGAUCCCGAUUUUAGGAAUUUAUUUUAGCAUCUUGUUUAGUCCUAAAUAACUAUCAUAACAUUACACAUCCAAGGGAAAGUAUCAAAUUUGAUUUAUAAAUGGAGGCAUAAUAUUUGCCAUCUUUCAGAUGAGAUAAGAUUAUUGAUCCAUAUAAAUGGAAAUAUUUUUUUAAAUACAUUGUAAAUAUUCAUUUUCAGCAAUUAAAUAAAUACAUAUUUAAACCAAGACAACAUUUUACAAUUAUAACAAUUUAAACAAUAAACAUCUAAAGUAUGUCUCUUGCAUAGUAAUAAGCCAUAAAUGAUCUCCUUAAGUGACAAUAAUGAGUUAAUUAGUGAUUAUUCAGAUUUAGUAACUGCUGAUGUAUAUAAAUAUGCAUCUACAGCUUAUAGAAACAUCACAGAAUUAGCAAAGCGUCAUCAAUAACGGUGAGGGGAGAGGAAAGGAGCCAUAAGGAAAGAGACGCGAUACCUUAAUUCAUUUUUUAAAAUUUUGAUAAAUUCAUUAUGUAUAUGUACAGUAAGAAGGGACAUUCUGCCCAAAUUUCUAUCGAUAAGUUUUAAUUUGCUUUUUUUUUUUUAUAAAGAGCAUGGAAUUAAAUUAUGAUCUUUUCUAUGCUUCCAUCGAUGUUAGUUAGAAAACUUUUGCUUUUGUUUCAAUAAAAAAAAUUAAAAAAAAAAAAAAAAAAAAAAAAUAAAAUAAAAAAAGGGGGAAGGGGGGGGGGGGGGUAAUAUUUAUUUUUAUUUGGUAUGGUGCCAUAUAUUUUCAGUCAAACCACUUGCACAUUGCUGCAGACAUACAUAUUUUUUUUUUAUUCAUUGACUGUUUGAACUGUUCUGUAACAAUCUGUAAUUUUUUUUUCAUAAUGAAAGUCUAGUUUAUCCCUUGAUGUAAUUUUUCCUGUGUUCUAUUACUACAGUGUCUAUAUGUGUCUCUAUGUUUCUCUGACAGAUGGACUUGCUGGAUCCCCAAGUAUAAAGUGUAUGAUGCACAAAACCAGUGUGUUUUCACUAUUGUGGGGGACUGUUGCUACUGCAAGUGCUGCACUGAUGUAGUUUUCAAGGUAGGUUCCAUCCUGGCCUGGUCCAUUCAGCCCGAUCGUAGCGAUGCGUUAUGCUAACCAUGGGGGUGUCUGAUGCCAACUGUGAUGGUGUGCUGAGCUGACUGUAGGGAUGUGUGGCCCCCGUGGAUGUAGUUAUAUGUGUUGUGCUGACCAUAGGGGUGUCUGGUGCCAACUGUGGUGGUGUGCUGAGCUGACUGUAGGGAUGUGUUGCCCCCCUGGAUGUAGUAAUAUGUGUUGUGCUGACCAAAGGGGUGUCUGGUGCCAAUUGUGAUGGUGUGCUGAGCUGACUGUAGGGAUGUGUUGCCCCCGUGGAUGUAGUUAUAUGUGUUGUGCUGACCAUAGGGGUGUCUGGUGCCAACUGUGGUGGUGUGCUGAGCUGACUGUAGGGAUGUGUUGCCCCCGUGGAUGUAGUAAUAUGUGUUGUGCUGACCAUAGGGGUGUCUGGUGCCAAUUGUGAUGGUGUGCUGAGCUGACUGUAGGGAUGUGUUGCCCCCCUGGAUGUAGUUAUAUGUGUUGUGCUGACCAAAGGGGUGUCUGGUGCCAACUGUGAUGGUGUGCUUAUGUGUGGUGCUGACCAUAGGGGUGUCUGGUGCCAACUGUGGUGGUGUGCUGAGCUGACUGUAGGGAUGUGUUGCCCCCGUGGAUGUAGUAAUAUGUGUUGUGCUGACCAAAGGGGUGUCUGGUGCCAAUUGUGAUGGUGUGCUGAGCUGACUGUAGGGAUGUGUUGCCCCCCUGGAUGUAGUUAUAUGUGUUGUGCUGACCAAAGGGGUGUCUGGUGCCAACUGUGAUGGUGUGCUGAGCUGACUGUAGGGAUGUGUUGCCCCCCUGGAUGUAGUAAUAUGUGUUGUGCUGACCAAAGGGGUGUCUGGUGCCAACUGUGGUGGUGUGCUGAGCUGACUGUAGGGAUGUGUGGCCCCUGGAUGUAGUCAUGUGUGUGGUACUGACCCUGGUGAUAUGUGGCACUUGUAUGAUGUAAUGUGUUGGACUGGAUUAUAGUGAUAUUCAACAGGUGAGGAUCUGUUUAGUAAACCACACUGAUAUUUUUCAUGGAAAUAAAAUCCUACAGCAAAGAAAUGAUCAUCACUAUUUCUGUUUCCAAAAGAAAACGUAUCUUGCUAGCCAUAAAUUUGAUUCACAUAAUCCUUGUGUCACACGCUAAAAUAUUUAUCUUAGACUUCUUCUAAGUCCGACUGGUUUGAUGUUUUAUCUACCCUGAUGCAAUUUUACCUACUGUUGUAAACACUUUAAUCAGCCCCCUCUCCGCUCCAACAGGUGUUUCAGGGUGACAGCGAGGGCACGGAGGAGGGGCAGAUCAUCAAACACUGGGGUGGAUGCCGGGAGGUGUUUGGGGGUGCUAAUGACUUCAGCAUCAAGUGUGAGUACCAGCUGGACUUUUUAUUUUUACAACCAUGAGACAUGGGUCAAACGAUCUGAAUGCAAGGAUAAAAUAAAAUAACCUGAAAGAAUUUAAAUAUUGAUAUUUUCCCUUCUUUUUAAUUAGAGAGGAAGCCUGCAUCUCUAGAUCUAAUUAUUUCUCUAUCCGUUGUUAAGAUCCUUCCCUCUUGUAACUCACGGGACUCACUACUGUGCUGGAAGAUAUCUUGACAUCGACAUUAUAAUUUUUUUUUAAAUUGAUGAAAAGAGAAUUGAGCGGGUUGGUGUUGAGGACUCAUGUGCUAUUCAGAUUGUUUGCCUACUAAAAAAAAUAGCAUCUCCCUGUAUGUCAUUGAUGGGUCUAACAAUAAUUGGAAACAAAAUUAUAUAUAUAUGUGUUAAAAAAUUGUGAAAUUUUAACUUUUUUACUAAUUUUUGUGUUGUCAAUUAUAUUUAUAAUUAAUUAUGAAUGAUUCAUGGGAGGAUUCCAAUCACCAAAUUCUUAGUUUGAAUGUACCGAAGGCAAUCCUAGGACUCCAAUACUAAAGUCUACAACCGUUGUUUUGAUGUCAUAUUAAGCAGGAAUCAGUUGCUUCCCUUGUUUACAGGCUUUCCUGUGGUUAUUAAUUUUGUGAUGAUAAUAACCAUGAAAUGUUGUUCUAGUUAAUAGUAAAGAAUCUCAAUUUUAUCAUCUUCCCUCCCACCCCACCCCCACCCCUUUUUCUAGUCCCAGCCAACAUGGAUCUGAUGAAGAAGGUUCUACUUUUUGGGGCGACUUUUCUCAUUGACUUCAACUACUUUGAAUACAGAGGAAACCAGUAGACAAGUCAAGGGUGAACCACGCAGCUCAACCUUGCUGCAUCAGGAAUAAGGCCUGUAGCAGUCAUGUAUGACACUUGCUUAAAAGAAAAAAAUUAACAAAAUCGCUAAAUGCACAACAUUGCAUGCAGGCUGCUUACUCAAAAGCUUCAAUUCUGUUAAUAUUUUUAUGUACAUGUAUUUGGCAUAGAUUUUCAUCCUCGACCGGAUGAAAAUUUAUUUUUCUUUUGCUAAUGCUAUUUUUUGUAAUGCCCGUUUUAAAAUGAACCGUGGUGCAGAUUUUGAACGCAGAACAAAAUACUUCAAUGACGACUCUGUGUGCAUUUUGUGAACAUAAAAACUUUUGUCAUAUUGUUCUAUAGCUUUACUUCUUUUUGCAGACACAUUGUGAUAUUAUACACAGACAGUGAGCCAGCAAAUCAAAUUUUUGUAAAUAAAUUUUACUUGAGAAUAAGUAAUUGUAAUUGCAUUUACAACAUUUUUUUUUUUUUAACAUGUUUUUUGGAAAAUAUUUUGAACAAGAAGAUUUUGAUUUUUAAAUGUUCAACUUAACAGCAAAAUGCCUUUUAAUUUUAACUAUACAUUUCUCUAGACGUUCAGGUAUUCACUUGAAACUUUGAAUUCAGCAGAAAGAGGAUGCCAUUUAUUUACAAUGCAUUUACAGUGUUCAGCGGGAGGACCUCAUCAUUGACUCCCAGACUACAAAGGAUGCAAACAAAAACAGUUUUAAAUGUGUUUGAUGUAAAUUUUCCUUUGACAAAAGCACAUAUGACUCAAAGGGACAUUUUUUUUUCCAUAGCAUCUCUCUCAUAUAUUACAUAUCUUUAUUUAAUUAUUUGUUUGAAAACCAACCAGUUACAUGAAUUUUUGUAUGCGUUUAGUAGCUGUGGAUAUAAUGACCUAAGUGUGCCUGUCUGAAAGCACGUAAUCUAAAGUUGAAUAAUAAUCACACUAGUGACUUCAUUUAUUCGAACAGCUCACUAGGAAUUUAGUCUGUCUUUAUAAUAUUAUCUAUACAUAUAUAUAUAUAUAUAUUUUUUACCCCUUCAAAACAAAAUCUGACCAAAAAAUCUGCAGAUAUCAAGUGUGCAUCGCUCCAUGUCCACCCAGCACAUACUGUUAUUUUAAGGAAUACAGUAUUUUACAAAGGGGUGUAUGAAGCUAGAAUUAGGUUUUCUUUUCCUUUUUUUUUAAAUAAUAUUUUUCCAUUUUUUUUCAAAUUUUAAAUCUUUUUACUUCAGUGUUAACACCUGAUGUUUGCCUUUACUUUUUUUUUUUUAUUGUUUUAUGUUUUUUAGGAAAGUAUUUUUGGGAGAUUUGAUAAGUAUAUUGUACUUUAAUGUAAAUAAAUUUUACUUUUUUUUGUAAAAAUAUAUUUUUUUAUAUUUUAUGGUGUGUUGGUCAAUUUUAUAGUAUUCCACAGAUUUGAAUAUACAAACAAAAACUUUUAAAAAAAAUAAAUAAACAAAUCAAUAUUUGUCAUUGUUUGAGUUAUGCAUUGCUUUUUUUGGGGCAAUAUUGCACGAUUUAAUGCUCAACAGAUUUGCCAGCAAUGCCUUUAUAUUAAAUUUGUAAACUUUAAAAUGUAUUUUAUGACCUUUUCUUUUUUAAAAAAAACCCAGUGUAGUUAAGUAUUUGAACUUUUAUUUAAUUUACAGCAGUGAUAGCACUUCAGAAAUUCCAUCAAACCCAUAUUUGUACAGUGAACAUUCAACAUGACAUUUAUUUCAACAAAUAAUAAUCAUAUUUUUGAAAAAAUCAAAAUACAUAAUCAUUGAGGGGAAAAAGGAUGUAUUUGUAAUUAUUUUACAGUUUAAAUACAAGAAAUGUGGUGUUUUUUUUUUUAAAUCAUGAUUUUAUGAACACAAUUAUAGCAUAUAACUUUUUUAACAUGAAUUGAAUGAAAGAUAAGCCAUUUUGCAAUGUCAAUAAUUAUACAUUAGCUGAGCCAACGGGCAACUGCAUAAUACAUGAAGAAGUGCAUAAUAAUAAUUCCAGGUGACUCUCCAUUUAUCCACCAAUGCCUAGUUGUAUUGAUGGUGGGUUGCUCAAUGUGUUCUUUUGUGGGCAUACUUGAUCAAGCACAGACAGUGUUGGGAAGCAGCUAGUGAGACCGCAGCAUGGUGCGCAAUGAGAGCCGGGCAGACAACCCUGGAAUUAUUAUUAUAGAAGAUAAAAAGUUUGUACAAAAAAAAUUGCACAAAACAACAAUAACUUUAUUUGAUGUAAAUCAUUAGGUCCAUCACCAUCAUCACUUUUUAAUGACCAUCCAGCCACCAGAUUUACUGAACGUACUCUCUAAGCCCUAUUCUAAUGAUAUUAUUAGCACUGAGUUUUUGUGUUUAACCUUCACUUACAAAGAAACUGCCCUUCUUUUCUUGGUUUCUGUUAAAGUUUGAGAGUAGCUGCACAUCUCUCUCUGUACAUCAUAUAAUGUAUUUACUAACUUUGCUGUAGAGUGUGUAACUGAUGCUUAUAUAAUUAUACCAUGAAUUAGCUUUAGCCCACCAAAGAAUGGCGGGGGAGCAAUGGGUGAACUUCCAAUCUACUUAAGUUACUUGACAUAACAUGCAUUCAACUAAUGCAAUUAAUAAGAUUCCCAAUCAAUGAUAUGACCCCAUCCUGUACGCUAGCUACCCUGAACUAGGUUAAUAUUCUAAUUUCCCAGCCCCAAAUUACACCGCAUAUUUCUAACACCAACUAUUUAUCUGAAACAAAAGAAUAUAUUUCUCACCACAAGCAUUUGGGGUAAUUUUAAGACCCUCAUAUAGCACCGUUAUCGGGUAUUUUAUUUUGCACAUGAUAUUCAACAUUACCUGAUCUUCAACCUUACCUUUAGUGGCGGACAUUGUAACAUGAAGAACUAUUUAUGUUGAUAUCAUCACAAUCACUAAUAGCAACAAAGUAGGCAGAAAUAAGUAGUUCACUUUGAUCAUGCUAGUUCACAUAACUAAAGCCAUAAUUAGAUAGAUAUACUAUUUUUUUAGUGAUUACUUUUAUUAAAAUGUACUUAGUAUAUUUUUUUGUAUUUUGGAAGGGAGAAUAUUUAUUUUAAAGCUGUUUAUUAAGAUCUACGAACUAUUGGAUGUGAUAGCUCUACUUUAAAAAAUAAUAAAU
This is a messenger RNA of Lymnaea stagnalis (great pond snail), 20922 nucleotides long. The record is from the annotation of a GenBank genome assembly. Lineage: Eukaryota; Metazoa; Mollusca; Gastropoda; Lymnaeidae.